Messenger RNA from Suillus clintonianus, 1254 nucleotides. RefSeq lists its product as uncharacterized. The record is from RefSeq and is a predicted model, not a curated record. NCBI's taxonomy places the organism in Eukaryota, Fungi, Basidiomycota, Agaricomycetes, Boletales, Suillaceae. The transcript has 4 exons. Bases 71 to 1036 code for a protein of 321 amino acids.
CAUUACAGGGUUACCCAUCCUCAUUUUGGGUAUCGCACUCCUCCUCCAGGUGGUUAUCGCAUUGUCAGGGAUGCGGGCUGUCAAAAUCCUGACGUGGAGCUCCUCCCCUCUUGACUUGACCGCAGCACUGGUACACCACACACAAUUGACUCCGAUUGCUUUCCGGUGCAUGCGUUGUGUGUCUGACCUGGACGCUAAUGGAGGUCCAGCGAAGCCGUCAGAGACACAGCCUGCUGCGUGGCAUGCUCACCCCAGCAUCCGAAAAGUUGUAAUUUUCCUUUGGGGGAUCGUUGUAGCAUGUGCUGGAUGGGCCGCACUCGUCAUGUAUAUCUGGCACCGCAAGUACGCCGGCACGGGUGCAAUGUCUUCUUCUGCGCUGACCACACAAACGUGGUCGUUCUUGCCGUCCAACACACUGCCCACCGGCAAUUUCAUCGUGUAUAACAUGCCAGGUGUCAAUAUUCAGCAGUGGAUUAUGCUCUUUGUCAACAUGGCAGUUAUCCAGGGAUCGUUGACACUCGGGCUGCAUUGCUCGGAGCUCGUCGCGAAUGUUAUUCGAGAUGAAAGUCAGUGGAGAUGCGCUACCGGAAGAAAGGGACUUAGAAUGACGACAAACCCGCUGAAGUCGAUUUUCGGUCAUCCAAUCUGUCUCGUACUUUUCGUCGCGAAGCCUUUCCUCCACUGGAUGUUUGGGCUUUCGUUCCUCAUAUUUCACGGCGCCACUGACGGGACACUAGAGAAUAUGUCGGUACUCAUGCACACUGCCCAGAUCUGGAACUUAUCUAUAGCGCUGGCUAUAUUUGCAUGUUUCUUCACUCUUGUUGCACUGCGCCGACCACGGGGCCACCAGCCAGCUGCAUAUGGCCACCUCCAGACGCUCGCGAACCUUGUGGAUGAGUGGUCGCCUGUAAUGUGGUGGGGACACAAGGAGGACUGGAUCCCAUACUGUCAUGCUGGGACGAGCGAUCACCAGCUGCCGGAUGUGAAGGUGGACUGCGUCUAUGCUGGUACGCAUGCGUCAGAGAGCAUGCUUUAACCUCCAACCAUGAGCCUGAGCUCAUCAUGAAUCCCGUACCACCUUUGUCGCUUGCUGCUCUAGAAGUUGUCGAAAAUCUACCAACCGACUUUACGUUUCGACGAAACAACUUCACCAGCAAAUUCUCGUACAACUCGAUUUUCUCUCACACAGAACACAACAUUAUUCCAUCUCAAAUGUCUUGUAUUCUGGCCUGUCGCAAGAUAGACUUCCGAGUG